CCUCCCGCACCUCCUGCAGUGCCUUGGGUCCUGUGUCCGGAAUACCUCCCGGAAACGCAGAUGAAAAGGACGACCCACCCAAUGAACUAAUUUUUCUUUCUUAUAAACAAACUUUAACGGAUUAUGAUAUGCUUGCCACGUUCUGAUUCAUCCCCUCUCAUUGACUGAUUCGAGACUUCACAGAAAUGGCGACGAACGAGGCAGCUUCGCCCUCAAGCGAAUCAAAAGUUCCUCUGCUAGAAGAUGUACAAGAGGAUCAUCAGGAUCUCACACGAAGGGCUUGGAUUGAAUCAAAGAAGCUCUGGCAUAUUGUGGGUCCUGCAAUCUUCAGCCGUAUAGCUUCUUAUGCCAUAUUAGUGAUCACCCAAGCCUUCGCCGGCCAUCUCGGCGACCUUGAACUCGCCGCUAUUUCCAUCGUCAGCAAUGUCAUCCUUGGAUUCGAUAUCGGCCUCAUGCUGGGUAUGGCGAGCGCCUUGGAGACACUAUGCGGGCAGGCCUUUGGGGCGAAGAAAUACUACAUGAUGGGGGUUUACCUUCAACGUUCAUGGAUUGUUCUGUCAAUGUGUUGUGUUCUGCUUUUGCCUAUGCUUCUUUUUGCCUCACCAAUCUUGAAGCUUUUGGGUCAGCCUUCGGAUUUAGCAGAGCUAUCGGGAGUUGUAGCCUUGUGGAUGAUACCACUUCACUUCAGCUUCGCGUUUCAAUUCCCUCUUUGGAGGUUCUUGCAAUGCCAACUCAAGCCUGGAGUGAUUGCUUGGGUUUCUUUAUUGGCACUGGUUGUGCACGUUCUUGUGAGUUGGUUGGUCGUGUACAGGUUUCAAGCUGGAGUGAUUGGCACAGCCGCCACCAUGAAUAUAUCUUGGUGGGUUUUGGAUCUAGGGCUUAUGUUUUACUGUGUUUGUGGAGGUUGUCCUCUCACAUGGUCUGGUUUCUCCAUGGAAGCUUUUUCUGGUUUAUGGGAAUUCGUCAAGCUAUCUGCUGCUUCUGGUGUCAUGCUCUGCUUGGAGAACUGGUACUACAGAAUCCUGAUAUUGAUGACCGGGAAUCUGGAUAAUGCCAAGAUUGCAGUGGAUGCCUUGUCCAUAUGCAUGGCAAUAAAUGGAUGGGAGAUGAUGAUUCCUCUUUCAUUCUUUGCCGCGACUGGAGUGCGAGUGGCAAAUGAGCUGGGAGCUGGGAAUGGAAAAGGAGCCAAGUUUGCAACAAUGGUGUCGGUGGUGACGUCAACCAUAAUAGGCGUGGUGAUAUGUGUCUUCAUCAUGAUUUUUCACAAUCAAAUUGGCUAUUUAUUCUCUCCAAGUAAACCAGUGCUUGAACAAGUCAACAAGCUGUCUCUUCUGUUGGUUUUCACAAUACUUCUCAACAGUGUUCAACCAGUUCUCUCAGGGGUAGCUGUGGGGUCAGGGUGGCAAUCCUACGUGGCAUACAUAAACCUGGGUUGCUACUAUGUUAUUGGUUUGCCUCUUGGAAUUUUGAUGGGCUGGGUCUUCCAUCAAGGAGUCAUGGGAAUCUGGGCAGGCAUGAUUUUUGGGGGAACAGCAACUCAAACCUUAAUAUUGGCCCUCAUCACCAUUCGUUGCAAUUGGGACACAGAGGCUGAGAAAGCAAACUUGCACCUCAGGAAGCUGGAAGAUCAAAUCUGAAAAGAAUGGGCUUCGUCUUUGCAUUACGUUGUUUGGACUCAUUAAUGGGCAUCUUAUCAGUCUGGAUUGUCACGCAAGGAGCAGUCUAACUUAUGUAUAUAAAAAAUUAAAUUAUAAAGUCCAAGGACAUUUAUCUGUAUGCAUACUGUCGAAGAAAGUCAGGUCAUGACAAAGAUGGGCCUGAGGUCCAGCCAAUCUGGUUUGAGGAGACUGUUUGGGCUUAUGAUAAUGGAAGGCUCGAGCCCAACAACAUAUUACUGCCAAUAAAAGAAGCAUUUACGAUUCGAGCUUAUAGUUUGUGUUUUCUCAUGUAAAUUUGGUGAUCCGAUCUUAUUAUUUACCAGGUUAUAAUCAUAAUCAUUUCGAAGUGGAA
Messenger RNA from Neltuma alba, 2010 nucleotides. Its product is annotated as protein DETOXIFICATION 27. The record is from RefSeq and is a predicted model, not a curated record. The coding region runs from base 186 to 1637 and encodes 483 amino acids. NCBI's taxonomy places the organism in Eukaryota, Viridiplantae, Streptophyta, Magnoliopsida, Fabales, Fabaceae. Gene Ontology annotation, cellular component: membrane. The transcript has 8 exons. Gene Ontology annotation, molecular function: antiporter activity; xenobiotic transmembrane transporter activity. Gene Ontology annotation, biological process: xenobiotic detoxification by transmembrane export across the plasma membrane.